This is a messenger RNA of Toxorhynchites rutilus septentrionalis, 5316 nucleotides long. RefSeq lists its product as uncharacterized. The record is from RefSeq and is a predicted model, not a curated record. The transcript has a single exon. Gene Ontology annotation, molecular function: zinc ion binding; nucleic acid binding. NCBI's taxonomy places the organism in Eukaryota, Metazoa, Arthropoda, Insecta, Diptera, Culicidae. Gene Ontology annotation, biological process: DNA integration. The coding region runs from base 1 to 5316 and encodes 1771 amino acids.
AUGACGAAAAAGCUGAAGCAGAAGCUGCAUGUACGCGACAACAUAGUCGACUUUCUCGUUCGUACGGAUCGUUUCCUGAAACACUAUGAUCCGGCCAACCACGCUCUCCAGGUGCAAGCACGGAUCGACAAACUCGACGAAAAAUGGGAAGAAUUCGAGGAAGUACAGACGCAAAUAGAGGAGCUGGAGGAGCUUGAGGAGGAGAGGGCGGAUCAGCACACGAAGACCCGGGCCGAGUUCGAGGAGUUGUACUUCAAGGUAAGGGCAGGGUUGAUAUCGAAGUUGCCACCUACCACUCCACUUUCUCCCUCCACAUCUGCCGGUGCCACUAGUCGUAUGGGGACAUGUGCGAGUAUUCAAUUGCCGAAAAUAAACUUGCCAGAAUUUAACGGGGAAUUUGAGAAAUGGUUACCGUUUUUUGACACCUUUAAAUCGCUGAUCCAUGGGAAUCCGGAUCUGAGCGCUAUACAACGUUUUCAUUAUUUGCGAGCGUCUUUAAAGGGUGAAGCGCUAAAAGUUGUAGAUGCAUUCCCGAUGAGCGAAGCGAGUUACGGGGCUGCUUGGUCCGCGUUAACUAAGCGCUAUUCAAAUGUAUACUUGCAGAAGAAGCGCCACGUCAACGCUCUUCUACAGUAUCCGAAAUUGAAAAGGAUGAAUGCAAGUGGGAUUCAUGAUGUCAUUGAUUGUUUUGACCGACAUCUAAAAAUCUUGGAUCAAUUGGGGGAAGUAACUACGGGCUGGGGGGCGAUGCUGACACAGCUGUUAAUAUCGAAGCUGGACGUUGUCUCGCAAAAGGAUUGGGAAGAAUUUGCUGUGAAAAAGGAAGAACCUGCGUACUUGCACGUGAUGGAAUUUUUGGAGGGACAAACACGAAUCCUUGAUGCGAUAGCAGUCGACCAGCACUCCGAAAGUAAACAUGAUCCAUUUUCUUCUACUCCCCUACCGUUUAAGAAACCAGUGUCGAAACUGUCGGUCCAUUCAAUGUCGGAAAAAUCUUCGCCGAAAUGUGUGUCCUGUGGCGGGUCACAUUACAUUAGUAACUGUCCGGCUUUUGUACUAAUGACACUGGAUAAGCGGUUCCAAGUCGUAAACUCGAAGAAGCUGUGCAGCAAUUGUCUUCGUCGCGACCACUACAGUCGAGAUUGUAGCUCUAAUUUCCGCUGUCGAACGUGCAGUAAGAAGCACCAUACUCUGCUUCAUCCUGGGUUAUCAGCAUCUGGUUCUGGUUCUGCGGCUGAUGCUCAGGAUCCUAAAGGGUCUCAAUUAGUUGGCUCUGGUGCUCCUAUGACCACAGCACACACGACGGAAAUCCCUCAACAGUCUAUUCAGAGUUCGGUGGCUACAAUUUAUGCAGCUAACGUCGCAGCGGAAUCACGAGAGGUGCACGUAUUUCUGUCGACGGUUCUCGUAUCGGUGAAAGAUUGCAACGGACGGUUGCAUACUGCGAGAGCGCUUCUAGACAGCGGGUCUCAAGCGAAUCUCAUUUCUGAGAGAUUGUGUCACAUCUUGAAGUUACACAGAAAGGAAGUAAGCAUACCAAUAUCUGGUGUGGGCAGUGCGAGGGUACAAAUCAAUAAUUCUGUUUCUACUACGAUCGGUUCACGUAUUAUGGACUAUUCGAUACCAAUGAAGUUUUUGGUUAUCAAAAAGGUUACGGAAGAUCAACCGUCGACAACGAUUCCGAUUGGUAGUUGGAAUCUUCCUUCAGAUAUGACUUUGGCGGAUCCAGGUUUUCAUAAGCGAGCUCCGAUUGAUCUUCUUCUGGGUCUAGAGUAUUUCUAUGAAUUCUUGUUACUCAAUACUGGUCGGGUGCAAAUUCAGCGCGUGGGAGAAGGACUUCCACUUUUUGUCAACACCGUUUUUGGGUGGAUUGCAGCGGGCAAGGCGGAUUUGGGAAGCAUGAACCCAGUCCCUUGCUGCCACGCGGUGGUCCAUAAUACCACUAUGGAGGAAAAAAUUGAGCGAUUUUGGACAAUCGAAGAACUGCAAGAUGUGCCGAAGCUGACGCAAGAAGAACUUGACUGUGAAGAACACUUUCGAACCACUUUCUCUCGUGAUGCAACGGGACGAUACGUGGUGCGUCUGCCGAAGCGGAUGGGGUUCGAGCAGAUGAUCGGUGAAUCGAAAGAAACAGCGUUGCGGAGACUUAUGCAGCUCGAACGGCGGUUCAACAAAGACCCUGAGUUGCGUAGGCGGUACAACGAAGAGAUACGCGCCUAUCUAGAUCAGAACCACAUGAAGCUUGUUCCAGAACAAGAGCUGAAACGCGAUAAACGGAUCGCUUUCUACCUCCCUCAUCAUCCUGUCUUCAAGGAAUUGAGCUCCACCACGAAGAUUCGGCCCGUAUUUGAUGGCUCAUCCAAGACGUCAUCCAACUACUCGCUAAACGAUGGGCUAAUGACAGGUCCGGUAAUCCAGGACACCCUCUUUGAUCUGCUACUUCGCUUCCGCAAAUAUUUUGUGGCUCUCGUUGCUGACAUCGAAAAGAUGUACCUUCAGGUAAUGGUACAUCCAGACGAUACUGCUUUGUUACGUAUUCUGUAUAGAUUCUCGCCCUCGGAACCAAUUGCAACAUACGAGAUGUCUAGAGUCACUUUUGGUUUGGCUCCAUCAUCGUUCCUUGCUACGCGAUGUUUGCAGCAACUAGCACUCGACGAUGGUGAUCAACACCCAAGAGCAAAAGCGGCGCUCGUUAACGAUUUUUAUGUCGACGAUUUUAUCGGAGGAGCGAACUCCAAAGAAGAGGCUAUUUUGCUACGGCAUGAAUUGGAGCAGUUGCUGUCAAAGGGUGGCUUCAGACUGCGAAAAUGGGUGUCAAAUUUGGAAACUGUGUUGACAGGACUACCUCUUGGUGAACUGGGAACAUCAUCUACGCUAAAUUUUGAUCAGGAGCGCGUGAAAACGCUAGGAGUAAACUGGCAACCAGGGCGAGAUUUACUUAGCAUCGACAUAUCAGGUUUCGCUGUAAGCGGACAGUGGACUAGACGCAAGGUUUAUUCUGUCAUCGCACAAUUGUUCGAUCCCACCGGUAUCACAGCACCCGUAAUUACAUGGGCUAAGAUUCUGAUGCAGUUACUAUGGGUUGCCACUCAAGGAUGGGAUGAUUCAUUGUCACCAGACUUGGAGGAACAAUGGGCAGAUUUUUAUCAGCAGCUCCCGUUACUUUCCAACAUCAAGGUGGACCGAUAUGCGUUUACCGAUCAUCCGGCAUUGACACAGUUUCACGUAUUUUCGGAUGCGUCCGAAGCUGCCUACGGCGCGUGCAUCUACGCUCGUUCUAUCAGUCGGUUUGGGCGGAUCAAAGUAGAGUUGUUGGCAGCGAAAUCUCGCCCAGCAAGCCUGAAGAAAAUCACACUAGCAAGGUUAGAGCUAUGCGGUGCCCUCGUUGCGGCUAGACUUUACCGUAUGACUGUUCACGCCCUGAAAAUGGAGGAAAUUGAGGCUUGGUUCUGGUCUGAUUCAACCAUCGUUCUUUCGUGGCUGAAGCUGCCACCUUACGUGUGGCCUACAUUCGUCGCAAACCGGGUCUCACACAUCCAAGAGCUUACGAAGGGACACCGAUGGAACCACGUAAAGGGAACGGAGAAUCCUGCUGAUCUGGUGUCGCGAGGUGUUAUGCCAAAGGAUCUAGCAGAUUUGUCGCAUUGGUUCCAUGGUCCGCCGUGGUUGUCACUAUUCGACCAACAUUGGAACACCAGAGAACAUUUGAAAUACGAGAAGCCAUCGGAGGAAUCAUUGCAGAUGAAGAAAAGCGUCCUCGUGGUAGCAGACUCCUCCCAACCUCAUCCUUUUCUGGGUCACUUUUCGUGUUAUUGGAAGCUAUUGCGGAUUACAGCCUAUUGUAUGAGAUUCAUCCGGAAUUGUAAACGUCACAGCUCGUCCCCCACCAUCCCAAUUCUCAGCGUCAACGAUCUUAAAGAAGCCAAGUACGCACUGGUACGGUGUGUUCAGCUGGAGUCAUUCUCUGUGGAAAUCAAGGCACUCGCAAACCAUCGUAUUAUUCCAGCUCACUCGUCGUUAAAACUGCUCAACCCUUUCCUGGAUCAGCAGGGUAUACUUCGUGUAGGUGGCCGGCUCAAACUUGCUGGAGAAUCGUACUCUGUUCGGCAUCCCAUGAUUAUCCCCGGCAAUCAUUCUUUCUCGCGACAGAUGGCAGUCGCUUACCACGUAAUGGCACUUCAUUCUGGUCCCCGCAUGACACUCGCUCAAAUUCGGCAAGAAUUCUGGCCUUUAAAUGGUAGGGCACUGGCAACCUUUACUUUCCGGAACUGCAUUCGCUGCUUCCGAAGCAACCCUGUUCCUAUAUCUCAACCUCCUGGUCAACUUCCUAAGCCACGUACAACUCCCACUCGUGCAUUCGCUUUUACCGGUGUAGACUACUGUGGUCCAGUCUACUUGAAGCCCGUGCACCGUCGCGCUGCUGCUCAAAAGGCUUACAUCGCCGUUUUUGUGUGCUUCAGCACGAAAGCGGUCCAUCUCGAGCUGGUAGGCGAUCUCACAACGGCCGCCUUUCUGGCUGCCCUGCGUCGCUUCGUGUCCCGUAGAGGCCUACCCGCCGAGAUUCACUCGGACAAUGGUCUCAACUUCCAGGGUGCCAGUAACCAUCUUCGAGAGCUGUACGACUUACUGCAUGAUCCGACGGUGGCAGCUAAAAUCACUAGCCAAACCUCCCAGCGAGGCAUUAUUUGGAAAUUUAUCCCGCCACGAGCACCCAAUUUCGGCGGACUUUGGGAGGCAGCAGUGAAGUCUGCGAAGCUGUCGCUCAUCCGAGUUCUGGGCAAACGACAACUUUCCUUCGAGGACAUGACGACGAUCCUCACUCAGGUCGAGGCGGUAAUGAAUGCUCGACCACUCACUCCGCUGUCGGAAGAUCCCGACGAAUUGGACGUGCUCACUCCUGGGCAUUUCCUGACAGGAACCUCCCUAUUAGCAUUACCUGAUCCGGAUUACACUGAUGUUGCAACGAACCGGCUACAACACUACCAGCAAUUGCAGCAACUAGUACAGCAGCAUUGGAAGCGGUGGAGGCGAGAAUACAUCUCGCAACUUCACAACCAGAAUCAGCGAUUUCCUCAAGCGACAAAGCUAAAGAUCGGACAAAUGGUUGUGCUCAAGGAGGACAACAACGCGGCUAUCGAGUGGCCUCUAGCUCGUAUCAUCGAAGUCUACCCUGGCCCCGACGAUGUAGUCAGAGUAGUGAAACUACGAACACCGAGUGGAGCCGUCUACAAACGUCAGGCUUCACGUGUUUGUCUAUUACCAUUCGAGAAGAUAGUUGCCAACCCACUACUCACUAGUGCAACUCCGGAGCACUAG